Messenger RNA from Rotaria sordida, 723 nucleotides. The record is from the annotation of a GenBank genome assembly. NCBI's taxonomy places the organism in Eukaryota, Metazoa, Rotifera, Eurotatoria, Philodinida, Philodinidae.
AUGAUGCAUAAUGAACCAUCAGCACAGACUCUUCCACCACCAUUACCAUUAUCAUAUGAACAAGAAACAAAAUCAAAUGGUUUUCAUGAUUUUACAAAUCAUCAUCAUCAUCCACAUCAACAUCAACAUCAAUCAUUAGAUCCAAUUGAUUCUCAACAACAAUAUUCAAAUUUUAUUCAACAUAAUACAUAUCAUCAUCCAACAUCAGAUGAACAAUUUUAUUCAACAACACGUAAUUCAUUUACAUCAUAUCCAUAUCCAUAUUCAUUACCUUAUCCAUCAUUAACACUUGAUGCAGAUGAAAAAUGUCAUUAUGAUGAACGUGAUAUACAACCAAAAUUAACAAUUAAAGGUAAAAAAAUUCGUAAACCAAGAACUAUUUAUUCAAGUAUGCAAUUACAAGUACUUAAUAAACGUUUUCAACGUACACAAUAUCUUGCUUUACCUGAACGAGCUGAAUUAGCUGCUUCACUUGGACUUACACAAACACAAGUGAAAAUUUGGUUUCAAAAUAAACGAAAACAACAGCAACCAUCAACAUCAACAUCAUCAUCAACAUCAACAUCAUCAUCAUCAUCAUCAUCAUCAUCAACAAUUUCAAAUCCUAUUGAAUCAAACUCAUUUAAUAUUGAUGCAGUUUCAUCAUCAUCUCCAUUUGCACCAAUUGAAUAUACAACUCAUCCAAAUCAUUUUUGGUCUUUAUCACCUUAUGUAACUAGUUAA